This is a messenger RNA of Penicillium daleae, 681 nucleotides long. Its product is annotated as Fcf2 domain-containing protein. Gene Ontology annotation, biological process: RNA processing. The record is from RefSeq and is a predicted model, not a curated record. Gene Ontology annotation, cellular component: nucleolus. Bases 1 to 681 code for a protein of 226 amino acids. Gene Ontology annotation, molecular function: RNA binding. The transcript has 3 exons. Lineage: Eukaryota; Fungi; Ascomycota; Eurotiomycetes; Eurotiales; Aspergillaceae.
AUGGGGUCUAGUGUUCCAUCUCAAGAGGAGGUGGAGCUCACUGAUGACCAGAUUCAACAAUUGUUGCUGGAAGCAGAGAACCGACUGCGUGGUUCGGAUACCCAAAUCGCCCCGGCCGACGAUGUCGCUUCCUUGAGAAUUCCCAAGCUGUCUACCAGCUCUACUCUGGCGCCCUACAUGCGUCCGGAUGCGGAGGACAUUGCUACCGUUGAUUCGGCCCAGCUCAUCGAUCCCAAGCAAAAGAAGCUGUCCAACUCCCUUCGGUCUAUUGAGACCAAGUCUGCUACAAAGAAGUCGACUCUGCAGGACAAAGCUACCGCUGGACCCGAUUGGUUCAACCUCCCCAAGACCGAAUUGACUCCCGAGCUCAAGAGAGAUCUGCAGCUCAUCCGGAUGCGUUCGGUGCUGGAUUCUAAGAGACAUUACAAGAAGGAGAAUGGCAAGGCCAAGAUCCCCGAAUUCUCGCAGGUUGGCACCAUCAUCCAGGGCCCUACCGAGUUCUUCAGUGGUCGUAUUGCCAAGAAGGACCGCAAGAAGAACUUUGUCGAGGAGGCCUUGGCACUGGAGCGGGAGAACCGGCGCUUCGAGAGCAAGUACCGCGAAAUCCAAACCACCAAGACCAGUGGAAAGAAGGCUUUCUACAAGAGUUUGCAAGCCAAGAGAAAUCGGAAGAUCAGAUGA